AUGGUUGAGGAGAGGCCAUCUAGUCCUAAGUUCUUUCCGCCGAACGACCAGUACCAACCCAACAUUUACAUACCACAAGCACCGACUGAUUUUUCACAUCCACCUGAAGCUGGUCGGGAAUAUUCACAACCUACAGCACCUGCUGUCAACCAAGUCCCUCUACAAGAAGAACACCACAAUGAAAGACCUGAUUACGAGACUCAACCCAAUGACGAGGAUUACCUAAACCCAGCGGAGAGACCCCGCGGCAGGCCGUAUGCAGGCAGUCUCGCGGAGGAACUAGAUGGAGCCACUGGGGAGGAGGAUCCAGAAAAGUCCAUUCCCGGAUCACCCGAGCAGGAUUAUCCCGUUUUCGAAGAGAUACCUCGGACGUCAUUCUCAUGUCGUGACAAACCUGUGCCGGCUUACUAUGCUGAUGUGGAGGCUAGAUGUCAGGUAUUCCACAUAUGUGACGUGGGAGGCCACAAACACUCGUUCCUUUGUCCCAACGGUAGCGUCUUCAACCAAAAGUAUCUAGUCUGUGAUUGGUGGUACGACUUCGCCUGCGAAAACGCCGAGAAUCUAUUCAGCAAACAGCUUCUAGACGCCACGGCAACGACACCAAACGACCGUCAGACAUUUCCCAACGAUCGUCAGACGUUCUCCGACGCCGCUCAGACAUUCUCCAACGACGGACAGCUGAUCUACAGUCAGAAUCCAACCGGAGACUACAAUGUAAACCAAGGUUUCCUUAACCCGGGUUUACCUCAAACCCAACUGGACACCCCACAACAGGUUUACACGGGGAACUAUUAUGUACCGCAAAACGACAUUUUUCACGGCGCUGAAACCGGUUUUCCGGGACGGGAUUUGAUACAUGCCAACUCGGAAAAUGCUCGGAAAAUCGAUGAAAAUAACGUGAAUAAUACAGGUAACGUGAAUACGAAUAAUGAGGGUUUGAAUAAUGGUAAUAAUAAUCAGAAUAACAACAACAAUGUUGCUAACUUGAACACUGGGAAUGUGAAUAAUAAUGUAAAUUUGAAUAAUGGAGAGCUCAAUUAUGCAAAUUUGAAUAAUGGAGAGCUCAAUAAUGCAAAUUUUAAUAAUGGAAAUACAAAUAACGGUAAUUUAAACCAUGAAAAUGUAAACAUUGGAAAUUACAACAACAAUGCAAACUCAAAUAAUGGGAAUUUGAAUUACGGUGGAAAUUUUAAUAAUGGUAAUGCAAAUUUCAACACUAGAGAUCUCAAUGUUGCUGGUUCGAACCAAGGAAAUUUUAAUAAUAACGGAAAUUUGAACAACGAGAACUUCAAAGCUGGUAGUUACAACAAUGAAAAUUUAAAUACUACUUACAAUAAUCAAAAUGUGGAUAAGAAAGGUGGAGAGAUUAAUUAUAAUACGGGAGAUAGUAAUAGCAAAAAUCCGGCUAGAAGUUAUAUUGAGGGUAAAAAUCUAGAUAAUUUUCAAAAUAGACAGGAUGAACCACCUAGGAAUAGGAAACAGUACAAGGUUGGAAGACGGCGUCAUGAUAAUAAUAAUUCGAAACAGUCUACUACACAGUCUAGUUUGAAUACUGGAGAGAAAAUCCCCGAUAAAACUCAGGUAUAUUCAGAAAAAGUUCAUUCGAAUCCAGUGGGAGCUAGUGUAGGGGAAAUUCAUGAACAGGGUCUUAAAAAUAUUGUGAACGAUAGUGUUGCAUUACAAAGAAAUAAUAAUAAUGAGAAUAAUUAUUACAACAAUGAACAAAGAGAAAAUGGAAAUAGUUUUCAGGCAAAUGUGAAUAGUUUUAAUCAACCUACACCAAAUACACAAUAUGUUCCACCAUCAAAUACAUUCAGGGAAGCUAAUAAUAAUAACUUUCAAAAUAAUCAAUACACAAUUUGAGGUUUAAAACGAUGUAUUGGUUGUUCUAUUGGUAUUUGAUUAAAUUAAGAAAAUUAAUGAAGUAUCUCGAUUACAUAAUUGAUAAAUAUCGUGUUUUUCCAUGAGAGAGAUGAAUUAUUUGAAAUUGAUAAAGUUUCCUGAUUUGAUAAAUUGAAAUAACUUGUUCUGCCAUAAGCGAGGUGAAUACUGCACAGUGGAUGCAUCUAAUCACUAAUCACUCUUUCUCUCCCUCUCUCUAUAUCUCUCUCACACUCUCACUCGCUCAAUCUCUCUCUCUGGAAAGAGGACCUAGAGUCCUAACUCCGCUCUAAUGAAAGCAUAUAAUCAAUCAAUCAAUCUCUCUGAGGGUAUAACUAUAACAUUCACAGAGGAAUAAGUUCCGUUUGAUAUAACAUGAGUUCUACUGUUUUGCCUCUACAUAUUCCUGUAUAUAAAAAUAAAUAUUUUAUAAUAUAAAAAUAAAAAUUUAUAUUUAUAUAAAAAUAAAUAUACUGUAUCGUAUAAAUGAUACAAGUUUUGAUGAAUAUACUUGAAUGUAUGUGUAGUGCAGUGGGAAUAUAAAUAGACCAUACAUCUCUAAAAAUAAAACAUUGUAUGCUGUAAAUUAUUCAAUGGAUGUGAAAUUUAUCUUCUUCUCAUUGCAAUAGAUUAAUGUUUUUGGAAAAAAAUCAAUCGAAUGAGUUUUUAUUAUCACCAAUAGCAUGUUCACAUGGAAGGUUCAUUAAAAAUCAUCUCUCCAUUGUGUCAUUUAAAUCAUAUUUAUUCAUCUUAACAAAUAAUUCCUGUAUUGUAUUUAUUCAUUAGUCUAAGGUACGCUAGUUACAUAAUCAUCAUGAAUUUGAAUACGAUCGAAAUUUCAUUGCUUAGUGUAUAGAUAAUACAUCGAAAUCAAUAGCCUAACUUGAGAAUCUCGUUCGGGUCUUGAAGUUGUACAUAGUAUGCGAGGGAAUGUUAUGAAUAAAUUCAAGAAAUUAAAUGUUUCUCCGGUCAAUGAAUCCUUUUCAAUUCCAAGUAUAAACUAAUUAUGAAUACUGCAAGUUCUAUUUUCCGUGUUUCGGAUGGACACGUUAAGCCGUCGGUCACGGCUGCCUAAAAAGCAGUCGUUAGGUCAUGUCAGAGGCCCUGAGAUUGAUCAGGUGCGACCUGAAAACUCUGACACCAGACCUGAGCCAACCAGGUCACUCGAUAUUAUUAUUAUGAUUAUUAUUCUAUUUUCUACGGUACUCGUACUUUUUCAUCCAAUGGAGAUGUCUAGUGAAACUUUUUGUAAAAUUUUUCUUUAUACGUUUCUUAAUAUUUUCAAUGAGUUUCUAUAGUAUCUCAGACUAGAGUAUAAAUAUUUUUGCAUUCAAAUUCUCUGAAAUUGAUACAAUUUCCCCUUCAAAUUGAGAAUAUCAAUAAGUAGUGUAUCUCUACUAGUAUGAUAGUAAUAAGAUUGGUAUUACUAUUAUAACCAUAAUGAUUUUUUCUCAAUAUAGAGCAACGUAAUCCUACAACAUAAAGCGUAAUGAUAUUGCUUGGAAAAGCAUUCCUAUAGUGUAAAGAUACUAAGGUAAGACUCAACUAAUGCUUCAAAUUUUCUUGAUCAGCUAUUCUUAGUUUCUUAGUGAAUGUAAAAAUCUGUUGUAUUUUGUAAUAAAUAAUUCAUUUUACAUGGA
This is a messenger RNA of Nilaparvata lugens (brown planthopper), 3521 nucleotides long. RefSeq names its product probable serine/threonine-protein kinase clkA. Lineage: Eukaryota; Metazoa; Arthropoda; Insecta; Hemiptera; Delphacidae. The record is from RefSeq and is a predicted model, not a curated record. The coding region runs from base 1 to 1863 and encodes 620 amino acids. The transcript has 4 exons. Gene Ontology annotation, cellular component: extracellular region. Gene Ontology annotation, molecular function: chitin binding.